UUCCCAGGAAGAUUAUCUGAAAUAGUGGGGAAAACCACCCUCAGCUCUCUUGAGAACUGGCUCAACAGGUCUCAGGAUAGUUAUGUGGGCCACCUGAAUAGGGGAAUCAACAGCUACCUAACUUCAUUUUUUUAUAUAUCUCUUUCCCUUCCAUCUUUCCCAGGGUCCAUCAACUAUCCCAGAGUUUGCCCCACACAUUAUCCUCAAGAUUGAUCCUUGUCAGUACUAAGUCUUAUAUUUCCACCCCUGUGUACCCAGGCAGGAUCCUUGUUUGAUUCAUUUCUGUUUUGUCCUAGGCCUUAGGGUUUUCGUAGCUAGAGACUUUAUUCACCUUAAAACUUGAAAGUCCCUCUCCCACAGUUCAUAUAAAGAAACAUUACCAAACCCAAAAUAAGAUUUGUGUGCCCUAUGCACAGAAGCCAACCAAUCACUGAACACUAAUGCUUGGAAUAGAGAAAAUUUAAUAGAAGGACUAACCAAAAAGGCAGGGAUAUACCUCAAAUCUCCCUACCCCAGGAAGCAUAAUUAUAUAAGCAGGAGUCCAGUGGAGGAAACUGAUUAAAAGAUAGGUUUUUCAGACUUGAUACUGUAGUAGACAUCUGAUCAUUGAUCUAUCAAGGGGUCUGCAAAUCAAACUUGUAAAUUGCCCUCUGUGAAAAAAAUAAUAAAAGUGCUUAUAGAAAUGGCAACAGGGACAUGGGUCACCUUGACCAGAGGAAAGCAAAAAUGUGCUCUGCCUAGUUUUUUUAUUUGUUUGGUUCUGUUUUUCUUAACUUUAGGGAGGAUAAGUGGUUUACUUUCUUAGUGAGAAAAAUAAGUUAAUUUUGUUAUGGAGACUUAGUUACAGAAACAGGCACAGUCAGAAGUCAGGGCAGUAUCAGUGUUGUAAAACUAAAAAUGUCCACUCCCCACUAGACAUUUCCAUGCCUGAAGCUAUUUUUCUGGAGUUACAGGAAAGGGGAGUCCCCUCACCUACCAGUUCCCACAGAAUGCAUAACAACAGCACUACCCCUCAGCCCCACCUCUUUGCCCCUGUGGCCCCAAAUCCCCUCUGAAAGGGUUCUGGUUCAGAUAUCAACCUAGCAACUUAGAAAAUUUGAGUUGAGGUGCAGAGGGUAUGGAAGGCUUAGAUCAAAUAUACUGAGUUAGGCAGGAGCAGAAUGUCCCCAACACAAAAUAGCUAGGAAGUAAGUACCAUACAUUGUCCUGUUUGGGGUUAGAGCAACCCAAGGGAUGAACUAAGGCUAUCCAGAGUUCUUGGAUUAGUCAUGGCAUUGAAGAGGAGGAGAAGACAGCACUGAGCUAUGCUGGCAGGGAGUCCGGAGUUUCUGGUUUUGAAGCUCAGGAAAGCAUGAGCCAGGGGAGGGGCCUCCACAUAGUGGGAGGGCAGGUAUCUGGGGCAGGGCCCUAGCUAGCUAGGCAGAGCUGCGCAAGCAGAGUCAACCCAGAACGGAAAGAAAGCAACAGGCUCCUGAAACUCUAGCAAGUGGUCACUCUCCAACUUUGACCACUAAGAUCCCACUCUUGCUCCAUUUGUCAUUCUGAGGCCUCUGCUUAUCCUGCACCCCAGAGAUGGAGUCACUCCUGGGAGUAAAAAUUGGCUGCCUGUUCGGCCUGUUGGCUAUCACUCUGACUUGUGGCCUUAUUCCCAUCUGCUUCAAGUGGUUCCAGAUUGCUGAAGCUACAGGUAUAACCCCACCCCAUCUUCAUCCCUUUACCUCUCACCUCAACCCUGCCCUAUUCCUUGCUCUUGAUUGUUUCACCAUGCCCAAGCUCAGGUCUUUGGGUACUCCCUGUUGCUCCUUAGUCAUCUUUGUUUACCCCCUCAUUGCCAACUGCAUUGUCACUUCUUGGUUAUUAGGUCGUCACCGCCGGGUCCUCAGCCUCCUGGGCUGCAUUUCAGCUGGUGUCUUCCUGGGAGCAGGGUUCAUGCAUAUGACUGCCGAAGCCCUGGAGGGAAUUGAAUCCGAAAUCCAGAAGUUUGAGGUGCAGAACAGGACAGAAAUUAAGGGAAAUUCCUCUGAUGCUACUGAUUCAGCUCUUGUGGAGUAUCCCUAUGGAGAGCUCAUCAUCUCCCUGGGUUUUUUCUCUGUCUUCCUUUUGGAGUCGCUGGCAUUGCAGUGCUGUCCUGGGGCUGCUGAAGGAUCAACGGUUCAGAAAGAGGAAUGGGGUGGGACUCACAUCUUUGGAUUCCACAGCCAUGAACCUCUGCCCUCACCCUCACGGGGUCCCCUUCGAGCCCUUGUCCUCUUGCUUUCACUCUCCUUUCAUUCCGUGUUUGAAGGUCUAGCUGUGGGACUACAGCCAACAAUUGCAGCUACCAUACAGCUCUGUCUUGCUGUCUUGGCUCAUAAGGGGCUUGUAGUUUUUGGCAUAGGACUGCGUCUGGUGAAGAUAGGCACUGGAUCACGAUGGGCCCUGUUCUCCAUAUUAUUAUUAGCUCUCAUGUCCCCUUUGGGACUAGCCCUAGGGCUGACUGUGGCUGGAGGGGAUCCUGAAGGGGGACAAGGCUUAGCCCAGGCUGUAUUAGAGGGUGUGGCAGCUGGCACAUUCCUAUAUGUUACCUUCCUGGAAAUUCUGCCCCGGGAGCUAGCUGGUCCUGAGGCCCCUUUGACCAAGUGGAGCUGUGUAGCUGUUGGUUUUGCCUUCAUGGCCUUUAUUGCUUUAUGGGCCUGAGAGAUCUCUAAUGGACCUACCUAGGAAGGACCUCUCUACCCCAGUAGAUACUUGAUAUGACUGGCCCUCGGACUUUUUUUUACUGAGACUAAAUUAUAUUCACUAUGCAUUCGUAUGCACUGGACCUCAGCUUUUACCUACAUAAGAUCCCAUUUCUCACUCAGAACUGAGAAAAGGAGGUUUAGGUUGAGUGCUCAUGUUUGUUUGUUUGUUUUUCCCCUGUCAUUACAAAUUUAUUCUUUGAGUGCUUGUUGAUUGGAGAAUUGAUACAAAGAUCAUUACUCCAAUUUUGAUUCUUGUCACACUUAUGCUACUGUGUGCAAUAAAAAUUCUUAUUUGACCCUUCCCCUUCA
Molecule: messenger RNA, 3029 nt
Organism: Ictidomys tridecemlineatus (thirteen-lined ground squirrel)
Lineage: Eukaryota; Metazoa; Chordata; Mammalia; Rodentia; Sciuridae
Gene: Slc39a2
Product: solute carrier family 39 member 2
Biological process (GO): zinc ion transmembrane transport
Cellular component (GO): plasma membrane
Molecular function (GO): zinc ion transmembrane transporter activity
Source: RefSeq, a predicted model, not a curated record